Cuculus canorus (common cuckoo) is the source of this 5692-nucleotide messenger RNA. It is a transcript of the gene ZDHHC14, whose product is annotated as zinc finger DHHC-type palmitoyltransferase 14. The transcript has 9 exons. Gene Ontology annotation, cellular component: Golgi apparatus; endoplasmic reticulum. The record is from RefSeq and is a predicted model, not a curated record. Gene Ontology annotation, molecular function: protein-cysteine S-palmitoyltransferase activity. NCBI's taxonomy places the organism in Eukaryota, Metazoa, Chordata, Aves, Cuculiformes, Cuculidae. Bases 1464 to 2951 code for a protein of 495 amino acids. Gene Ontology annotation, biological process: peptidyl-L-cysteine S-palmitoylation; protein targeting to membrane.
AGAAGCCUGGGUAGAGGCGCCACCGAAAAAGGGAGAAGGGAGAGAAAGUCGCCGCUGUCCGGUCGGCGGAGCGGGGAGCUGGGUGUGUUCCCCACCCUGCUCCGGGCAGAAGCGAAGCGAGGGGCUUAGGGGCGAAGCGAAGGGAGCCGGGGCGAAGCGAGGGUCGAAGCGAAGGGAACCAGGUCGAACCGCGAGGCUCCGGAGCGAAGGGCCCCGGGUGGAAGCGGGGGUUGAGGGUGCCGGGGCGAAGCGGGAGUGGAAGCGAAGGGAGCCGGGGCGAAGCAGGGGGCUCAGGCUGUAGUCGAGGGUCUCGGGGCUCAGGGUCGAAGCGAAGGAGCUGUGUCGAAGCGAGGGGCUCAGGGUCUAAUCAGGGGUCUUAGUGUCGAAGCGAGGGGCUCCGUGCCGAACCGAGCUCUCGGGUGGGAGCAGGGCGGCCGCCCGGGGGCGGGAUGCGGGGCGGUCGCGGCGGGCCGGAGGCGUGCGGGGAGGCGCCGAGCGAGUGGCGGCGCUGAGCCGGGGCGGCGAGGAUGAUGAGGGGAGGGAGAAGUCCCGGCGGAGAUCUCCCGGCACCGGCGGCGGCUCAGGCUCCCUCUCCUCUCCCUCCGCAGCCUCCCUUCGGCGCGGGGCUGCGGAGCAUGAGGCGGCGGCGGGGACCCGCCGUGUAGCAGGAGGCGGGGGUUGAGCGCGGCGGGGAGGGAGAGGAUGAGGAGGACGAGGAGGACCUGCUCCCACCGCGCUGCUGCCUGUCGGGGACCGGCCCUGCCCCGGGCUGCCUCGGGAUCGGGGGAAGCCGCAUCAGUGGAGCCGUGAGAAGUCGCCCUUCCCGCUAAGCUGCGGGGGGAGCUCGGAGUGUUUCUCGGAAGCUGGAGUUGCAGCCUGCUUGCUUUUUCUUCUCCUUCCUCCCCUUUAAUCUCGCUCUCUCUUGAGAGAACGGGUUAGGGAUGGUCAUUUUUAGCAGUGAGCUGCGCAGGGGACGAUAACAAAUCUCAGUGAACGAUAGACUCGAUCGCUAAACCUCACCUUGUCCAGCCUUCUGACCCUCGGAGACGAGGGUGUGCGUGGGAAGGAGAGAAGAAACGCUCCCAUUUGAAAAUAAACUUGAAAAAAAAAGACUUUUUUUUUUUGGACAGCCUAACUGCUUUAUAAUUACUUUUUUAAUUUGGUCUUGUUUGGUGAUAAGUUGUUUUAAAAAGGAUUGCCCUACGCAAUUGUUUUGUAACUGGUGGAGGAAGGUAGGAUCCCCCUCAAGCUUUUCUGGUGUGACAGCCUUGGAUUCUGAAGAGUUAACCGGUGUCUGCAUGAUACACCUAUUGCUAGUCUGGUAGCAGACUUUUCAGCUUUUUAUUUGCUUUCUUUUUUUUAUUAACUGCGGCCGGUGGAGAGGGUUGGCCAGAAGAAUAUUUGCACAUACAUAUAUUGUGUAUAUUUUUGGUGGGGUUCUCCCCACAUUUUACUCUUUCUUGAUGACUCCUGGAGGUGGUAGUGGGCCCAUGAAAGACUGUGAAUACAGUCAGAUCAGCACACACAGCUCUUCGUCUCCCAUGGAGUCUCCCCAUAAGAAAAAGAAAUCGGCUCCCAAAAGAAAAUGGGAGGUUUUUCCUGGAAGAAACAAGUUCUUCUGCAAUGGGAGGAUCAUGAUGGCUCGACAGACUGGAGUCUUCUACCUGACUCUUGUUCUCAUCUUGGUCACCAGUGGACUCUUCUUUGCAUUUGAUUGUCCGUAUUUGUCAGAGAAGAUUACACCUGCUAUACCUGCAAUUGGUGGGAUUCUUUUCUUUUUCGUGAUGGGAACCCUGCUGCGUACUAGUUUCAGUGAUCCUGGUGUCCUCCCACGUGCAACACCAGAUGAAGCAGCUGAUCUAGAGAGACAAAUAGGUAACACUGAAGAUAUUGCAAAUGGCUCCAGUUCAGGAGGAUACCGUCCCCCUCCCAGAACAAAAGAAGUGAUCAUCAAUGGACAGACAGUGAAAUUAAAGUACUGUUUUACUUGCAAGAUUUUCCGCCCACCUCGUGCCUCACAUUGCAGCCUUUGUGAUAACUGCGUAGAACGGUUUGAUCACCACUGUCCCUGGGUAGGCAACUGUGUGGGGAAAAGAAACUACAGAUUUUUUUAUAUGUUUAUUUUAUCUCUGUCCUUUCUGACAGUCUUUAUAUUUGCAUUCGUUAUCACCCACGUCAUCCUUCGUUCUCAACAAACAGGGUUCCUCAAUGCCCUGAAGGACAGUCCUGCAAGUGUGCUGGAAGCUGUGGUGUGUUUUUUCUCAGUAUGGUCCAUUGUUGGCCUCUCAGGUUUUCACACAUAUUUGAUCAGCUCCAAUCAAACAACAAACGAAGAUAUUAAAGGAUCGUGGUCAAAUAAAAGAGGUAAAGAGAAUUAUAAUCCAUACAGUUAUGGCAACAUCUUUACUAAUUGCUGUGCUGCACUCUGUGGGCCCCUCUCCCCAAGCUUAAUUGACAGAAGAGGAUUUAUACAACCAGAUACGCCACAAUUAGCAGGACCAUCAAAUGGCAUUACUAUGUACGGGGCCACACAAUCUCAGAGCAACAUGUGUGACCAAGAUCAGUGCAUUCAGAGCACUAAAUUCGUUUUGCAGGCUGCUGCCACCCCCCUACUACAGAGUGAGCCAAGCAUAACUAGUGAAGAGCUACCUUUGCCAGGAAAAACUACUAUCAGUGGGCCUUGUGCAACUCUAACUCUAGGGCAACCAACACCACCAUCUUCUAUGCCAAAUCUCACAUCAGAUACAGGUUUGACAGACAUGAUGCCAUUAAAAGAGGAGCAUGAAGGUCAUCAGUUUCUCACUCCUGAAGAAGCUCCAUCACCCCCUGGGAUGCUGCCAAGUGGAAGUCCUAUUACACACAGCCAUACAAUGCAUGUCCUGAGUCUAGCCAGCCAGGACUCCUUGCAUGAAGACUCAGUGCGUGGCCUCGUGAAGCUUAGCUCAGUUUGAACAGCUGUAUUUGAACUUUGCACCGUUUCUUGGUGUCUGUACAGAUCUCUACUUAACAGGAAUGACACUGCAGUACCACUGUCAGACUUCGUAACAUGCCUAUGAUGGAAGCUUUAUUGCAUAUUGGAGUCUACUAAAAAGACAAGUUAUUUUUUGAUGGAGCCAUGGUAUUUUUUUGAUCAGCUUGUUAAUGGUUGAGCUUUGAUGGUGACUGCAUUUUAUUUUUAAACAAAACCAGAAACGGUCAGUAAUCUUGCUUCCUGAAGCUUGGGUACAGUAAGUUGGAAGUCGGCCUGUAACAAACACCAUGUACAGUACAAAAGAGAGAGAUUCUUGGAUGUGAGUGUUAUGCUCUGUGUUCUAUGCUCUUGUAAUACACACUUGUUAAGGCUUACCACAUUUGUGGCCAGAAUGAUCUGCACUUACAUGUUAUGCUACUAAUAUUUGAGAUAGAAAAUUACCAUUCCGUUUGUUAAUACAAAAAAAAAAGACUGCAGAUAUGGAUUUGCAUGCCACGCUACAGUAUGUGUUACAGUGGUGUUGGUAUUAAGAGAAAGUGCUGCUUUUUUAUUUGUGACUUUCAAAGUGCUGUUUCAUUUAAAGACAGUGCAACAAACAAAUUAAUGGACUAUAUUAUUUUUUCAAUUUAUUAAAGUUUAUUUUAAAUUAAUCAGUGGUGCCUAGAAGAUGGAGAAUUACUGAUUUGAUCAUGUUGCAUAUCAUUUAACCUUCUGUUUAAGUGUUUAGAGUGAGAUACUGUGUUGUGCCAUACCAUGAGAUUCUUCCACUCCCUAAUGUGAUACAGUUACCUGUGGACCUCCAAUAAAAUGACAUCCUCUAUUUCUUGGACAUGUGUACAGUUAUCCUUGCAAAAUUUUCCUGGGGAAGGAUGGGGAAAUAAUGAUUUGUUGACAUCGUUUGUAAAGACUUGACUGGAAUAUGUUUACGUAACGAUACUAGAGCUACAGAGGAAGAGCUGUUUACAAUUAGGAUUGCUUCAGCAUCUUUUAUGGUUUUGUUUGAGAUGUGUGUUUGUUCCCGUAAGAAGUCUUUAUUUGGAAACAGAGUUAGCCUCUGCUUGGACUGUAAUUCCAUGUUCUUCAUCUUACAUCUUACAGCUGAAGGGUGUGGGGCUUGAGAUUCAAGACAAAGACAGAUGGCUUAAUCUUAAGUAAUCUGAAGUAAUCUUAAAUGGUUAAUGAUAGGCUGUAGCUGCCCCCUGCCAUCAUCCUUCAUUUGUAUUUGUCCUUUAAUAUUUUAUAUGAAAACUUGAUUUCAUAGAAUUCUUCUGUGCUUUUCUUUUUUAAGUAAAGCACAAUGAAAAGGUUAAAGAUUUUUAUAAUUUUUUUUUGUGACAGCUGAAGAGAAACCCUAGUUAAGAUGAGAAAGUCUAAUAGCUUUAAUACUGUGUUUACAAUGCUUUCCAGGAUGUGGAACUUGGAUUCUUCUUUUCUCAGGACAAACUUAAGUGCAGAAUGUGCUUUAUCUAAUGCUUUUGUGGCAUGAAAGUUUUCAGUUAAGAUAUAUAACAGUUCUGUAUUGUUCACUAUGGGCAUUCACUGACACCAAGAUGAAAAUCUUUUUGUUUUUAUUUUCGUUGUUGAAAUUGAGGACAAUCAGCCUGCAAAGAAUCAGUCACCCAUGUUAUUGAAGCUUCCAACAAGAUCCUGACAAAAACCCUACUCCUCCAAGAUUUCAUAAGCAAUCUGUUUCUAUAAUUGAUGAUGCUGGCUUUGACCUAAUUCAGUAUGUAGAACAUAGCAACGCUUUCUGUCUGUAAGUGCUGUAAGGGGUCCACCAAAGAAUUUCUGGCAGACAAGCCUGACCCAGCUAUUGGGGCCACUGAGGAACCUCUGGCAGACAAGUCUAUUGCAGCCACCCUCCCAGCAUUUUCCUGACGCUGCGACAGUGUUCAGUUCUUUCUGUGAGCCAAACUGUGGUGAUUGACAUGUCCCAGUUGGCUCAUCUCCCAUUAAAUCCCAAGUAUCCGCAUUUAUUUCUGUGUCUUCUCUUGAAGUCAGUGAUGUUUAUCUUCUUGAUUUCAUCUUUCUCUGAUGUAGCUUUUCAUGUAUGAAGCCAUGAACACCUGCAUUAAAGCAGGUAAUGGAUUGAGGGCUGGAUGUGCUGGACUCAGAGACAAGGAAAGAAUGAGUUUGUAGGUCAGAACUUGACUGAAUCAUUUUCUCACGGAUGUCUGUGGGGAGAUAACUAUGGAUGUAUUACACAGAAAAACAAGUCAAAUAUUUUUAAUGUGAUAUCAAAACUUUCCACUUGUAGCAGUAAUGAUGAGGACCACUGUUUUAAGGAAAUGGUUCUUUUUAAGUGUCCCCGAAACACCCAAGGGAUUUCAUGCUUCCAUGAAUAAUAACUUUGUGACAUUUGUUUGUGUCACUGCCCCUAGAGAGUGUUGCAGGAAGCUGCACUCCAGCUCUGUGCACGUGAUACAAUUAGUGUCAGUUUUAACAUGAAACAAAAGGAGAAGGACGGGAUUAGAGUCUUUAUGCUGUUUUUCUUGUUCUCAUGCUUUUCACCAUCAUUUUUUUGAACCUUCUGUUUUGUUUAUAAGUGAGGUGUAAGAAUUAUCUAACAAAUUGGAAACAGAUGUGCUACUUCACACAGAUGUGCUAGUUCUGUACUUGUUCAGGUGACCUUUUUUUGUCUUUUAAGAUGACAGACAUAUUUUUAACAUGCUGCCGUUGUAUUUUAAGUUUGACAUUUGAGAAUAAAUUAAAUAUUUUGAA